AUGACUACUGGAGAGAUGACGAUCGCAGAGAUGAAGGCGGCUUACGAGAAAGCCCAAGCCGAGCUAGCCCAAGAGAGGGCAUCCAAUGAAACCCUCCAGAAAGAGCUCGAAUCUGUAAAGAGCAACAAGCACCAGUCCCGCUACAAAGGUGGGAAGCCAAAAAAGCUAACGUUCGAGAUGCCCGAUGACUUUGAAGAUGUGACCGACGAUGAGGAGGAAACCCGUGAGGAAGAAGACAAAGAAGCUCCCGAUCCGGUGACCCAACGCCUGAACAAGAUGGAUGCACGCAUGACAAAGCACUAUUCCCGCCUGAUGAAGUUGAUGACCAGGUUCCCCGGGGCACCUACACCAGUGGAGACCGAGCCGACCGACGGGUAUGCCGCGUCGCCGUUCUGCGAAGCGAUCGCUAGAGUGAUAGUUCCGCACACACUCCGGCUCCCAACCUGGACCACCCUGUACGACGGGACAUCCUACCCCUAUAGGCACGUCAACUUCUACAAGCAGCGCAUGUGGCAGAUCGGGAUUCCGCACGACCUAGUGGAACCUGUUAUGUGCAAAUCAUUCGGCGGCACUCUUGAUGGAGCAGCUUUGGAAUGGCUCACGAACGUCCCUCCCAGAUCCAUCUCCUGUUUGUCCGACCUCAUCAACGCCUUCUAUCAACAAUUCGCCAGCAGUCGCCAGUUAGAAAAACAAACCAGUGAUCUCUAUCGGACUGCUAUUGAGGCGUUCAAGAGAGGCCUCAUCCCCAAUUCGGAGCUAUACCGGGAAAUAACCAAAUACCCCUGUGCAACUUUCGAAGAGGUGCGAUCAAGGGCCACCGCCCAGAUGCGAAUCGAAGACGACGAGGUUAUCCGAACAGCAUCUCAACGAUCAAUAGGGGGCAGCAGCGACAGAAGAUCGUACACCCCAAGGAACAACAAUUGGCGACACCAACCAUAUGUUCGGCAAAACCAGGUACAAAGUGUCAAUCAGUAUUAUGAUACUAACAAUGUUUACAGGAACGAGCGGGUCGAACACCCUAACAUCUCCGACUACGGCUUCAACGUCGACAUUGGAGGUGUGGUGAACGCCCUUCAAAAUGUAGGUGGAACAGUCAGAUGGCCCCGGAAGAACGACAGACCGGACUCCAUGAAGGACAUGAGCAAAUGGUGCGACUUCCACCGUGACAACGGACACACAACCGAGGAGUGCAUCUCCCUCCGAAAGGAAGUCGCGUACCUCCUGAAACGGGGGCAUCUAAAGGAACUGUUGAGCGACAAGGGAAAAGAAACAUUUUCCAAAGAGCAAACCACCCUGCCCGGCCCAGCGACAAGCAGCGAGCGACCAGACCCACCACCAUUCAGUAAAGUGGUAAAUGUUAUUUCCGGUGGUUCAGAUAUUUGUGGACUAACCUCUUCUGCAGCUAAAAAAAUUAACAGGGGAGAAUCUGAGACCGUAGAAGAGGGACAAACCGACGACGAGGUCGGACUACACAGGUCCCUGACCGCAAUGGCUAUCACUUUCGACGAUUCAGAUUCUGUAGAUACACAGCGGGAGUGA
Spinacia oleracea (spinach) is the source of this 1539-nucleotide messenger RNA. RefSeq lists its product as uncharacterized. The transcript has 2 exons. Bases 1 to 1539 code for a protein of 512 amino acids. NCBI's taxonomy places the organism in Eukaryota, Viridiplantae, Streptophyta, Magnoliopsida, Caryophyllales, Amaranthaceae. The record is from RefSeq and is a predicted model, not a curated record.